AUGGCUCGCAUCUAUCGCUACACGUUCUGCACUAUAUCCGUCAAUAUUAGAGAAUCCGUUGACCACCCUCUCUGGUCUGGAUGCGGCUUUACAGAAGAUCUCUCAUCCACUGGCUGGGUUGCUGACUCCUUCAAUUCACGAAGAUGGAAAGACUCGCAGUCUAUAUUCAAGGGCUUUCUGGAAGGAGGGGAGCUUGGAGCCCGUGGAUGGUGCCUCCAGGAGCGACAGCUUUCACCACGGAUCUGCCAUUUCAUGGAAUCUGGCAUGAUGAUGUGGGAAUGCUACUGCUACAUUAGGGCUCUUGGAGGACCGAAACAAUUUGGUCCGCCUCAUAGUGAAGCAGAAUCAGAGGGGUACAAAACUCGGAUGGUGGACAUUGAUGCGCCCUUGGACUCUAAUCAUCAAAUCCGGCAGACUAUGUCUAACUGGUACCAUGCUUUGAGUGACUAGUGCCUUGUGCGGUCUAUAAACAGGUGUGGCACAUGCUAACGGCUUUGAGUCACGCUCUGCUGGGUGAUGCUUUAUCUGCUGCGCUGACUUGAAAUGCUUAACGUCCCUCCUUACGUCCCCGAAAACCUUGUGAGCCAGCAUAAGCCACUC
Molecule: messenger RNA, 600 nt
Organism: Bipolaris maydis ATCC 48331
Lineage: Eukaryota; Fungi; Ascomycota; Dothideomycetes; Pleosporales; Pleosporaceae
Source: RefSeq, a predicted model, not a curated record